CGAACUAAAACACGAACACGACACAGCAACGGUUAAAAAAUCUCGCAGCGCGAUGUUCGACUGGCGGUGGAAUUUUUGUUUAUUUUUUUCAAGUUUAAAUAAUACGUUACGCUAUUAGGCGGCGAAUAAGUGCAGAUUAAUAUAAGUGCAAAACCGAGCGACUCGAAAUAACCAAACUAACGAAGGAGAUAACCGACGCGACAAAAGCAACGCUGAAAACAAAAACGAUCGUACAACCGCUUAAAUACAUGCCGAUUUGUUGGUAGGAUCUUAGCAAAUACGAGGAGGAGGCAGACGAAAACGAAAAAUCAGACAUUCAGCUGAAUUAAAUAAGCCAAAUAAAUGGUGUUUUGCAUUUUGUGAGCUUGGCAUUUCGUUUUUCCUUUUGUUACGACGUUUCCGCUGAUCUUGGCCCGUUGUUGUUUUUACCUUUUUUUUCGCGUUGUUGUAACUCGUUUUUUGUGUGAGCGCGCGUGUAUGAAUCACACAAACACAAGCAAAAACAAUAACAACGCGGCGGCGGAGACGGUUAAAUAUGCUAAAACCAAAAAAGGCAAUCUAGAUAGCAGAAUAAAUAAAAGGAAAAACCGAUCGAAAGAGAGUUACGAAACAAGAGGAGGCAUCCUGGAAUUUCAGAGAGCGAGAGAGGAGCCAAGAGAGCAGCACAGCACGCACACACACACCAGAGGGAGACAGCAAGAGCGCAGCACACGUACAGCUGUCAAGUGCGGUGAUCCUUUCCGCAGGCACGCAGCCAUCCCGCUCGCACCCAUGCCGCCACCCUAGACCAACUCUGGAUGCAGCUGCCUAACAAACAGAAUAAACUCCAACAACAAACACAAAGAGGAACGCAGGGAGAGCGAGCGAGACGGAGCAAAAUACGAAGAAGUGGAGGCAGCGGAGAUGCAUCAUCAUGUUGCGGUCGCAACAACAACAACAACACCACCAACAACAACAAACACAGCUUACGGCUGUAGGCAGGCGAGCAUAAAAAAAUAGCUGAAAAAUAGUUGGGAAAAAUCGAAAAUUUCAAAAAAAGGAAAAUAAAUCGAGCAAUAAACGUAAUAUAAUUUAAUCGCGUGUGUUAGUUAUGUGCAAAGUAGAAAGUGCAUUGCAGCGAUAAAUCUACAACGAAAUUUAAGAAAAAUCAUUAAUUAGAAAUUACAAAAAAUAAGGAAUACAAAUUAACAAAUAUGAAGGUCACCGUUUGUUUCGGCGACGUGCGCAUUCUGGUGCCCUGCGGUUCCGGCGAUCUUUUGGUCAGCGAUUUGGUCAAGGAGGCAACGCGUCGCUAUAUAAAGGCAGCAGGAAAGCCCGAUUCCUGGGUGACGGUGACACAUCUGCAAACCCAAUCGGGCAUCCUUGAUCCGGAUGACUGUGUCCGGGAUGUGGCCGAUGAUCGGGAGCAAAUACUGGCACACUUUGAGGACCCUGGACCGGAUCCGGGUGUAGCGCAAGGUGGCGGCGAUGGAGCCUCUGGCAGUUCAUCCGUGGGCACUGGUUCACCGGACAUUUUUCGGGAUCCCACCAAUACGGAGGCACCCACAUGUCCCCGUGAUCUGUCCACACCGCAUAUCGAGGUGACGAGCACCACAUCGGGUCCCAUGGCUGGCCUGGGUGUGGGUUUGAUGGUGCGUCGGAGCAGUGAUCCCAACCUGUUGGCCUCCCUCAAGGCGGAGGGCAGUAACAAGCGUUGGUCAGCGGCAGCGCCUCACUAUGCCGGCGGAGGUGAUUCCCCCGAACGUCUGCUCCUGGACAAGGCCGGUGGUCAGUUGUCGCCGCAAUGGGAGGAGGAGGAUGAUCCCAGUCAGCAGUUGAAGGAGCAAUUGCUACACCAGCAACCGCAUGCUGCGAAUUCGAAUGGAACAGCGGGAAAUCAUCAGCCAUUCGCCCGUUCCGGACGCCUUUCCAUGCAGUUUCUGGGCGAUGGCAAUGGCUACAAGUGGAUGGAGGCAGCGGAGAAGCUGCAGACCCAGCAACCGACCCAUCAGCAGGCUUACCAGCAGUCCUCAUCCUCUUCGUCAGCAUCGGGAAUACUUGGUGCCUACUCGAGCAAAUCCCUGCCCAGGGAGACCAAGAGGAAGGAGCCAUUGGGCCAGGCCUACGAGUCGAUCAGGGAGAAGGAUGGUGAAAUGCUGCUGAUUAUCAACGAGUACGGAAGUCCACUGGGACUCACUGCUCUGCCGGAUAAGGAGCAUGGCGGUGGGUUGCUGGUGCAGCACGUGGAGCCUGGAAGUCGUGCCGAAAGGGGAAGACUGCGUCGUGAUGAUCGAAUCCUAGAGAUCAAUGGAAUCAAGCUGAUUGGACUCACCGAAUCCCAAGUGCAGGAGCAACUGCGACGCGCCCUGGAGAGCUCCGAGCUGAGGGUGAGAGUGCUCCGAGGUGACCGCAAUCGGCGACAGCAGCGUGACUCCAAGGUGGCCGAAAUGGUGGAGGUGGCAACGGUUUCGCCAACCCGCAAGCCACAUGCAGCUCCCGUUGGCACUUCCCUGCAGGUGGCCAAUACCCGUAAGCUGGGACGAAAGAUCGAAAUCCUGCUUAAGAAGGGCCCCAACGGACUGGGCUUCUCGGUCACAACGCGGGACAAUCCUGCUGGUGGCCAUUGUCCCAUCUACAUCAAGAAUAUACUGCCCCGAGGAGCUGCCAUCGAGGAUGGACGUCUCAAGCCAGGGGAUCGCCUGCUGGAAGUGGAUGGUACUCCAAUGACGGGCAAGACACAAACCGAUGUGGUGGCCAUUCUACGGGGUAUGCCAGCGGGAGCCACUGUUCGAAUUGUGGUCUCACGUCAGCAGGAGUUGGCCGAGCAAGCAGCUUCGGGUGAACAGCCCACGGAGAAGACAGCCUCGGUGGCAGUUGCUCCCCCAGCACAGGUGAAUCCAGUGCCAGUGCCGGUGCAGAAGUCGAGCAGUGCCAGAUCCCUGUUCACACAGCACCAACAGCAGCAGCAGCAGUUGCUCAACGAAUCUCAGCACUUUAUCGAUGCGGGCAGCGAGUCGGCAGCUUCCAAUGAUAGCCUCCCGCCUAGCAGCAAUAGCUGGAACUCCCGCGAGGAGCUCACACUUCACAUUCCCGUCCAUGAUACGGAAAAGGCCGGCCUGGGUGUCAGUGUCAAGGGGAAAACAUGCUCGAAUUUGAAUGCCUCCGGAUCGAGUGCCACUUCCGGUGGUAGCAAUGGUCAGCUGAUGAAGCACGACGGUGAUUUGGGUAUAUUUGUGAAGAAUGUGAUCCAUGGCGGUGCUGCCUCUCGGGAUGGACGUCUGCGAAUGAACGAUCAGUUGCUGAGUGUUAAUGGAGUCUCGCUGCGUGGUCAGAACAAUGCCGAGGCCAUGGAGACACUGCGUCGUGCGAUGGUCAAUACGCCGGGAAAGCAUCCGGGCACCAUAACCCUGCUGGUGGGUCGCAAGAUCCUCCGUUCGGCCAGCUCCAGUGACAUUCUGGACCACAGUCACAGUCACAGCCAUAGCAAUAGCAGUAGCGGCGGCAGCAACUCCAAUGGAAAUAGCAAUAAUAACAAUAGCAGCUCCAAUGCCAGCGAUAAUUCGGGAGCCACGGUCAUCUACUUGAGUCCGGAGAAGCGAGAGCAGCGUUGCAAUGGCGGUGGCAGUGGCGGUGGUGCCGGCAAUGAGAUGAAUAGAUGGAGCAAUCCCGUUUUGGAUCGUCUAACCGGUGGCAUUUGCUCCUCAAACUCAGCGCAACCGUCGCAACAGAAGCUGCAGCAGCAGCAGCAGCAACAGCAACAUCCCUCGCAGCAGCAGCAGCAGGCACAGUCUUCGCAUCAGCAGCGUCGCCUGCCUCCGGCUCCCAUUUGCAAUAGUGCAGCUUUGCGGAACGAGAGCUACUACAUGGCCACCAAUGAUAACUGGUCACCAGCGCAGCUGCACCUGCUCACUGGCCAUGGCAACACGGCGCUGCUCAUCGAGGAUGAUGCUGAGCCCAUGUCACCAACCCUGCCGGCGCGUUCGCAUGAUGUACAGCACUGCAACGCGAGCAGCGCCAAUUCAUCGCAACCGAUGACCGCCGGCAAUCAAUUGGGACCGGCUACCAACAACCCCGUUGUGCCGGGCACCCCAUCUUCGUCCAGUAACUUUGAUGCCACCUAUUCGUCGCAGCUGAGUUUGGAGACCAACUCGGGGGUGGAGCACUUUUCACGCGAUGCCCUGGGACGUCGCAGCAUCUCAGAGAAGCAUCAUGCAGCUCUGGAUGCCCGGGAGACGGGCACGUAUCAGAGGAACAAGAAGUUGCGCGAGGAGCGGGAUCGAGAGCGUCGCAUUCAGCUGACCAAGUCGGCUGUGUACGGUGGUUCCAUUGAGUCGCUAACGGCACGCAUUGCCAGUGCCAAUGCCCAGUUUAAUUCCGGCUAUAAGCAUGCCAAGACUGCGUCCAGCAUUGAGCAGCGUGAAUCGCAGCAGCAGUUGGCCGCUGCCGAGGCAGAGGCACGUGAUCAACUAGGGGACUUGGGUCCCUCGUUGGGCAUGAAGAAGUCCUCGUCGUUGGAGUCAUUGCAGACAAUGGUGCAGGAGCUGCAGAUGUCGGAUGAGCCGCGUGGUCAUCAUGCUUUGCGUGCACCACGCGGUCGUGGAAGGGAGGAUAGCUUGCGAGCGGCAGUGGUCAGUGAGCCAGAUGCCAACAAGCCCCGCAAGACCUGGCUGCUGGAGGAGGGCGACCAUGAAGGUGGCUUCGCCUCACAGCGCAACGGACCCUUCCAGAGUUCCCUGAACGAUGGAAAGCAUGGCAGCAAAUCGUCGCGGGCCAAGAAACCAAGCAUACUGCGCGGCAUUGGACACAUGUUCCGCUUUGGCAAGAAUCGUAAGGAUGGCGUGGUGCCAGUGGACACCUAUUCAGUGGCCAUAUCGCCACCCAGUUCGGUGGUUUCCUCUGCCACAUCCCCGCAGCAGCAGCAGCAGCAGCAACAGCAGCAGCAUAUGCCGAAAAUGAUGCAAGUUCCCACAGCUGCUUUGGCCGCUUUGGAGCGUAAUGGCAAGCCACCGGCAUAUCAGCCACCACCACCUUUGCCAGCUCCCAAUGGGGUGAUCAGUGCCUCCUCCCAGCUGAAUGGUGGCAUCCAUCAGAACGACAUCUUCAAUCAUCGCUAUCAGCAUUAUGCCAACUAUGAGGAUCUGCAGCAUCAGGAGCAACAGCAGCAACAGCAGCAGCAGCAGCAGCUUCAUCAGUUAAGUCGAGGCGACUCUAUAACAUCCAUUUCGGAAACACUUUCGGAAUCAACGCUCGAAUGCAUGCGACAGCAGGUGAUCCGGCAGCGCAUCAAGGUGGAGGCGGAAAGUCGCCGCCAUCAGCAUUACCAUUCCCAGCGCAGUGCCCGCUCCCAGGACAUUAGCAUGCAUUCGACCAGCUCUGGUUCCCAGCCAGGUGGCUCCGCUCAGCCACAGUCGCAGGCCAAUGGAAUGCGUCCCAUCAGCAGCUACUAUGAGUAUGAGACAGUGCAGCAACAGCGUGUGGGCAGCAUCAAGCACAGUCACAGCAGCAGUGCAGCCUCCUCGUCGUCAUCGCCCAUCAAUGUGCCGCACUGGAAGGCGGCGGCCAUGAAUGGUUACUCGCCGGCUAGCUUGAAUAGCAGCGCUCGUAGUCGUGGACCCUUUGUUACCCAGGUGACCAUACGUGAGCAGAGUGGCAUACCCGCUCAUCUGCUCCUCCAGCAGCAACAGCAGCAGCAGCAGCAACCCACCUAUCAGACCGUGCAGAAGAUGUCCGGACAGGGGCAGUAUGGAAGCACCGCUGGCUCUCAGCCGCAUGCCUCGAAGGUGUGACUAUAGGUGCUGGCGCAUGCGCGCGCCACUCGCGAUGUGCUCGCCAAAAGCGGACCCGCUACGGGAGCUGCAACUGGAGAUGGAGCUGGAACUGGAGCUGGAGCUGGUGCUGGGGACCAUGGGGCCAUUCUCAGCGAGGUUAGCGAGGAGGUGGAGGUUUUCUACUUUGCCACCGAGUGCUGAGCUUUCAUAUAUUAUAGUAUAUAUAUAAACUUAAGGGAAAUCUAUUGUAAACACACAACACACAUACAUUUGUAAACACCCCCUAAAGGGUGGGUUAAAUAUCAGAAUAAUCCGAAUAUAUUUUAUGUGAAAUUGUGGUUUUCUGUCGAUCAUAAAUUUAUAGAUUUAUCAAUUUGUAAGUCGAUAAUAUCGAGGUGCAAUAUAUGUGUACAUUUUUGUGAACCUCUUGAGAACCAAAUGGAAAAAUAUUUAUCGUAUCUAUGCUAUCAGAAUAUAAACCAUCACUAUAUGUAAUGUAAUUCGUGAUAUUUUGCUAAGACACGAAAACUAAUGUAUACUUUAUAUAUAUUUGAUUAUCGACAGAGGAAUAUUCAAGGGAGAGAUGAGCAGCGAGUAAAUUGUUUUUAGAUCUGAA
Messenger RNA from Drosophila serrata, 6363 nucleotides. RefSeq names its product par-3 family cell polarity regulator (gene baz). Gene Ontology annotation, molecular function: phosphatidylinositol binding; protein binding. Gene Ontology annotation, cellular component: adherens junction; apical junction complex; apical plasma membrane. Gene Ontology annotation, biological process: establishment of cell polarity; establishment or maintenance of epithelial cell apical/basal polarity; establishment of centrosome localization. Lineage: Eukaryota; Metazoa; Arthropoda; Insecta; Diptera; Drosophilidae. The record is from RefSeq and is a predicted model, not a curated record.